AUGAAACUUACACGCAAAAAGUCCAAUCCGUGCAUCGAUGAUACGUUCCCAACCACUCAGUUCCUAAUCCUAGCGAUAUGUCGGUUAUCCGAGCCGAUCGCCAUCACCGCCAUCUUUCCAUAUGCAUGGCUCAUGGUCAAGAGUUUUGGGCUCGGUGAUGCCUCCUUCUACGCUGGCAUCCUCAUUGCCUCCUUCUCACUCGCCGAGGCCUUGACCAGUAUGUUUUGGGGUGCCCUCUCCGAUCGCCUCGGACGAAAACCCAUCCUCCUCACGGGCCUCGCCGGAACGGUCGUGUCUCUCCUCGUCGUCGGCUUCUCAACAAAUUUCACCGUCGCUUUAUGUGGGAGAAUCAUCGGUGGCGCCCUGAACGGGAAUAUCGGCGUCAUUCAAACCAUGGUGGGGGAAUUGGUCACCAAGCCAGAACACGAGCCCAAAGCGUAUGCCGUCAUGCCGUUUGUGUGGUCCAUUGGGUGUAUUAUUGGACCUGCCAUCGGUGGGUUGCUCGCAAAUCCUGCAAAGUCGUACCCCGGCGUCUUUCCCAGUACUGGCUUGUUUGGCCACUUCCCGUGGCUCCUCCCCAAUCUGAUAUGUGCCGUAAUCAUGCUCUUCAGCAUCAUUGUCGGCUUCUUUUGGCUCCGAGAAACCCAUCCAGAAUUCCGCCAAAGAGGGCCCGAGGAGGACUCCCGUUUCAAUGUCACCGAGCACACCCCAAUGAUGCUGACCGCCGGCGCCAACGCCGAUGCCGGUACUGAUCUGAGACGGGACUCGUUCGGCACGUUCAACGAAGUUGAGAUUCAGAACAACCUCCGAUGGAAGAUCGGCGCCCACGGCAGCUCCCGAAGCUUCUCGAUCUCCGAAAAAGAGUCUCAGAAGUGGCUCACCAAGCGGGUGGCCAUGUUGACUCUCGCCCUCAGUCUGUACACGUAUCAUUCCAUGUGUUACGACCACCUCUUGCCCAUCUUCUUCGAGGACAAGCCUGUUGACCAGGUUUUUGUAUCCCGUGUGACUGCCUUCCACGUCCCAGGCGGACUCGGUAUGUCGACCAAAGACGUGGGUGUCAUUAUGUCCGUGAAUGGUUUGAUCGCCUUGUUCAUCCAAGCCGUCGUAUUCCCCCUUGCCGCCGAGCGUCUUGGGGUCUGGCGAGUCUUCGUCCUGGUGACGAUUUUCCAUCCCGUGGCGUUCUUCGUCGUGCCUUACCUCGCUCUUUUGCCGCGGAGUCUGCUUUAUCCGGGCAUCUAUUUCUGCCUCACGAUUCGAAACCUCCUUUCCAUCCUCGACUACCCCGUUCUCUUGAUCCUGCUCAAGCAGGCAAGUCCGUCCCUCUCUACCCUCGGCCGAAUCAACGGCUUGGCAGCUGCGGCUGGUGCGGCGUGUCGAACAAUCGCACCGCCCGUUGCGGGUUUGUUGUACGAACGGGGUUCCCAGAUUGGGUUUACAGGUUUGGCGUACUUCGGGGCAGGCGCCGUCGCGAUCGUGGGCGUCGUGCAACUAUGGUUUGUUCCGAGGGAGAAGUAUACCUCGACCGUCAAGCCUAUUAUCCCAUACAUGGAGAGUACAGAGGAUGCUAUUCGAGAUGUGGUUGACGUUACGGUUGUCGAUGAUGUUGAGGGGGAGGAUGAAGAAGAGAACGACGAGGUUUGA
Messenger RNA from Exophiala spinifera, 1641 nucleotides. RefSeq lists its product as uncharacterized. The coding region runs from base 1 to 1641 and encodes 546 amino acids. Gene Ontology annotation, molecular function: transmembrane transporter activity. Lineage: Eukaryota; Fungi; Ascomycota; Eurotiomycetes; Chaetothyriales; Herpotrichiellaceae. The transcript has 3 exons. Gene Ontology annotation, biological process: transmembrane transport. The record is from RefSeq and is a predicted model, not a curated record.